Molecule: messenger RNA, 942 nt
Organism: Paramuricea clavata
Lineage: Eukaryota; Metazoa; Cnidaria; Anthozoa; Malacalcyonacea; Plexauridae
Source: the annotation of a GenBank genome assembly
AUGAAAGAAAAAUAUUCAUUUGCUGUUUUUAGACAAAGAAAUGUUGACGAUUUAUACAAGACAUACCCCGAAGAUGAAGUGUUUGACACUCAAAUAGAUGGGGAUGAAGAUUCUGAAGACACAGCACUAACAUUGCUUGGAGAUAAAGAUCCUGAAAUUGAUUCAGAACCACCUGCGACCACUUUAAACAACAUUACAUUAGAGCUUAUACAGAUGGAGAAAUGUAUUGUAUUCACAAACAAGAUACAAGAACUGUUGCAAACGAUACAUGGUGUCUCUUGUUCUAUAAGUGGUUGUCCAAAGCAAUGGAUCUACACCAAGGUGUAUGUUGGAAGCUGUUUGGUUAUCAGUUGGAAAUGUUCUUCUGGACAUUUUGGUGGGAUCUGGUCCUCACAGCCAAUGUUUAAUAGAGCAAGAGCUGGAAAUUUGUUGCUUUCCUCCUGUCGUCUGUUGACAGGAAAUUCCUUUGCAAAAAUUGCAUUGUUUUUUAAAUUUCUCAAUCUCAGGUUCAUUUUGAAGAGCUUAUUUUACGAGCAUCAAGGACUUUAUAUUGUGCCUACUGUUCAGAGCUAUUGGGAAACAAUGAAAAAAAGCCUAUGGGAGGAGAGAAGUGCCAAAGAAGUCCUUCUAAGUGGUGAUGCAAGAAAUGACUCACCAGGCCAUUGUGCCCAAUAUUGUACAUACACACUUGCGGACAUGAACGAUAAGGUGAUUUUACAGCAAAAUGUGCUUGACGUGCGGGAAGUGGAAGGACGGAAGAGUACGAAUAUGGAACGGUUAGGAUUUGAACAGGGUAUGGAUGUGUUGAUGAGUACAAAUAUUGACAUAAAGGAAGUCAUCACUGAUGCCCAUACUGGAAUUGGUGGUUUGAUGAGUAUGUUCUUAAUUUUUUAUGUAUAUAAUUAUAUAAUUCAUGAUGCAAAAAGGUGCCAACAAAUGUGA